GAGAACCUUUGACAUUCUCCGUUUGACCACUUUGACCCUCCCGGCUCCCAGUCAACUUAUCACAAAUUGUUAAUAUUACUUGUUCUGAUCUUCAGUCGUCCAGAAGACCGAAGGCGAAUAUGGUUUUAAUAAAAAUAAUUACAUUGAUAUUAGCGUGUAACGCAUUACACGGACGAGCAGACGAGCAAUUGGCGAGAGUUCCUCUGACCAAAAUUGACUCAGUGAGAAGAACGUUCCAUGAUGUUGGAACAGCCGUGAAGCAAUUGACACUAAAGUAUAACACUGGAGUAGGGGGCGUUUUUCCAGAACCUCUAUCCAAUUAUAUGGAUGCCCAGUACUAUGGACCUAUAUCUCUCGGUACACCUCCUCAGUCAUUCAGAGUUGUUUUUGACACCGGUUCCUCAAACUUAUGGGUGCCUUCAAAGAAAUGUUCAAUGUUAAAUAUCGCCUGCUGGGUUCAUAGGAAAUAUGACAGCUCUAAAUCUUCUAGUUAUAAGAAAAAUGGUGAGAAGUUUGAAAUAAAAUAUGGGUCGGGAAGCUUAUCAGGAUAUUUAUCAACUGAUGUUCUUUCUGUUGGUGGUGUUCAAAUACAGUCACAGACAUUUGCUGAAGCAGUGAACGAACCAGGAAUGACAUUUGUUGCAGCUAAAUUUGAUGGCAUUUUGGGACUUGGAUAUGACACAAUUUCUGUUGACAAAGUUGUGCCUCCAUUUUAUAAUAUGAUUACUCAAAAAGGAGUCAACCGGGCAGUUUUCUCUUUCUAUAUCAACAGGGAUCCUUCAGCUUCUUCCGGUGGGGAAAUUAUUUUUGGCGGUUCCGAUCCAGAUAAAUACACGGGCAACUUUACAUAUGUGCCAAUAACCAAAAAAGGAUACUGGCAGUUUACGAUGGACAGGGUUGAAAUCGAUAAGCAAAGUUUCUGUAAAAAUGGGUGUCAAGCAAUUGCUGAUACUGGCACAAGUUUAAUCGCAGGCCCUAUGGAAGAAGUCAAGAGUUUAAAUGAACUUAUCGGUGCAACAGCUAUGGCCGGAGGGGAAUAUGUUAUUUCUUGCAGCUUGAUCCCUAAUCUUCCAAAAAUUAAUUUUGUAUUAGGAGGAAAAUCGUUUGCAUUGGAAGGAAAUGAUUACAUUUUAAAAGUAUCUGCAAUGGGGAAAACACUUUGCCUGUCAGGAUUUAUGGGAAUUGAUAUACCACCACCGCAUGGACCAUUGUGGAUUCUUGGUGACGUUUUUAUUGGGCGAUUUUACACUGAAUUUGAUAUGGAAAAUGAUCGAGUAGGGUUUGCUUUAUCUAAUAAAUGAUCAAGUUUGGAUUAAUUUUAAAGUAUUCCCUGUCUUUUAAGAAAAACAAUUUUGUAUACUCAUUGUACAACUAAACUAUUAAAAUAAAACUUAAGAUACUUUGUUUGAUACUCAAUAGAUAGUUGAGCCCAACAAUAUGGGCCUUAAUCCUAUAAAAGAUAAUAUCAAAUAUCAAAAUGUUACUUAUGUGUAAUUUUUUGUUUUGAUAAAUUGACAAUAAUAGUGAAUAAAGAUUGUUUCAAAAUGAGUGCAUAAUUUUC
This is a messenger RNA of Cimex lectularius (bed bug), 1561 nucleotides long. Its product is annotated as lysosomal aspartic protease. The record is from RefSeq and is a predicted model, not a curated record. The transcript has 9 exons. NCBI's taxonomy places the organism in Eukaryota, Metazoa, Arthropoda, Insecta, Hemiptera, Cimicidae. Gene Ontology annotation, cellular component: lysosome. The coding region runs from base 120 to 1301 and encodes 393 amino acids. Gene Ontology annotation, molecular function: aspartic-type endopeptidase activity. Gene Ontology annotation, biological process: proteolysis; cell death.